Molecule: messenger RNA, 1107 nt
Organism: Colletotrichum costaricense
Lineage: Eukaryota; Fungi; Ascomycota; Sordariomycetes; Glomerellales; Glomerellaceae
Product: SMP-30/Gluconolaconase/LRE-like region
Exons: 1
Coding region: 1-1107 (368 amino acids)
Source: RefSeq, a predicted model, not a curated record
AUGCUUAUUAUCUCUCGGUUCUCCAACUAUGUCGUGGUCCUCUCACUCUGGGCUACCUUGAUGCUCUGGGCAAAAGCUGCCGCGGUUGAGUUUCUGUCAUAUCAACCGUCAUUUUCCAAGCUGAUAGGUCAGAAUGCGACUGGCAAAGUCGCCCAAGAGACUUCAUGGGAAGCCUUUCAUGAGGGUGGUAUCUAUAAUAAGAAGGAUAAUUCGCUGUACAUCUCCUCUAACUUCGACACCGUCGGCAACCCCAUCAACAUCACAGUACUAUCUCUCGACGACCUUUCAAUUCGAAGUCAGCGGUACGUCAACUUGAGCAUGCCCAAUGGCGGAUCAGUAUUUCGUGCCAAUAGAGGAGGAAGGUAUAUGGGGUCAGACCAGACUUUGCAAGUUUGGUGUGAUCAGGGCGACACGAAUAAUUAUUCCAAGCUAGUCUCUCUGGACCCUGAUGCCAACCAAACAACAACGCUUUUCUCAAGUUUCUUCAACCGGAACUUCACGUCUAUAAAUGACGUCCGUCAGCACCCGGAGACCGGUGACCUCUGGUUUACCGACGCUACAUACGCCUACUUCAAUGGCUUCCGCCCCAGCCCUCAAAUGCCUACGCAAGUCUAUCGGUAUGAUAUGGACAGUAAAAGUAUCCAGGUUGUAGCAGAUGGCCUUCAACAGCCGAAUGGGAUCGAGUUCUCGCCGGAUUACAAGACGCUGUACGUCUCUGACACAGGCGCUGCUACGACAAGAUUGACUCCUACAGGUCCGGCGACAGUCUACGCCUUUGAUGUCGUCAAUCGGAAAAGGAGCUUGACGAACAAAAGGGUCCUCGCCUACGCUGAUAAUGGAAUCCCCGAUGGAUUACACACAGAUAUCGAGGGAAAUGUUUGGGCGUCCUGUGGCGACGGAGUCCACGCGUGGGACUCUUCGGGAGUUCUGCUGGGAAAGAUUUUCACCAACGACUACACAAGCAACUUUGCUUUCGUCCCAGGAGGGAUGUUCAUCUUCUCUAACAAGCGUCUCUGGGCCAUUGAAAACCUUAUUGCUCUUGGAAGAGAGGUCUGCGACGACUUUGGUUCUCAUGUUGACCGGCGGUGCAACGAGCGAAGGAACUAG